Elaeis guineensis (African oil palm) is the source of this 954-nucleotide messenger RNA. RefSeq names its product exopolygalacturonase clone GBGA483-like. Lineage: Eukaryota; Viridiplantae; Streptophyta; Magnoliopsida; Arecales; Arecaceae. Gene Ontology annotation, biological process: carbohydrate metabolic process. Gene Ontology annotation, molecular function: polygalacturonase activity. The record is from RefSeq and is a predicted model, not a curated record.
AUGGUCUUAUCCAAUGUCCUUGUAAGAAGUGUAUGGAUGGGCCUUGACUACCUCAUCAAGAUUGCAUCUACGUCCAUACCUGAUCUCGUGGUUGGUGGAAUGACAAACAAUGAGAAUGUGGAGAAGGUCCGCAACUUGAUGGAGGACACUAAUGUUCCAUUGUAUCCUGAGUGUAAAAAGAUGUCAAUGCGAUUCCGCAAGAUUAGUAAUGCAAACAUUGCCAACCUCACACUUCUCGACAGCAAAGGCUUCCACAUGAGCAUCCAAAGGAGCUCCAAUGUCACCAUCCGAAACCUCAACAUCUUAGCCCUUGAAAACAGCUACAACACUGAUGGCAUCCACAUUAGCGACAGCAACAAUACCGAUCUUGCUACCCGGACCAUUGGCACUGGUGAUGACUGCAUCUCCAUUGGUCAAGGGAACACUAACGUCUCCAUCUCUAAUGUUGCUUGUGGCCCUGGUCAUGGAAAGUAUAAGUAUGAGAAGAAUAUAGCUGGGGUAAAUGUGAGGAACUAUACAGUCUCAGGCACGUCGAAUAGAAUUAGGAUCAAGACAUAUCCCGGAGCACCUCCAAGUGAAGCCUUAGACAUUACAUUUAAGGACAACGUCACAGAGAAUGUCUCUAAUGCCAUCAUCAUAGAUCAAGAGUAUUGCUUGGGGCAUCACUGCAGUAAUGAGCCUUCAGGUGUAAAUAUUCGCAAUGUCACAUAUCGACGAAUCAGAGGGACUUCAAAUAAAGCAGUUAUAGUGAAUUUUAUGUGCAGCCAAUUGGUUCCUUGUGAGAAUCUAAUACUCCAUGAUAUUAAUCUAGAAUUUGUAUCCAGUUCUGAUAGUUCUGGCAUCACCUCCUCACCCAUUCAAAAUUACUCCUCACUUGUUCCAAACAUCACCUCCUCUUGUUUAAAUGUCAAAGGGAUGGCUUUCAAGACCCAAAAGCCAGCCACAUGCCUUUAA